AUGAAAAGCAACAGAAAUAACGAGAGCAAUUGCCUUCGUUUCAUAGACAUUAACCAGGGAUCUUUUCUGAGCAGCCCAGGAUCCCAGUUAUCACGACCCCAUCCGACAUCAAUAAGCAAAGCGGGGACACGGGCUCUACCAUCGAUAGAAGACAGCACCGCCUCCAUUUCUGCCAACCUGAGUUAUGAAGAGUUGCGGAUAUGUUUGCAGAACGUGUUGUCGCGUAUCGAGCUCUUCUGCAACAACAAUGUAGAGGAGCGUCGCCGAAUUCUUCAGAGUGAGUUUUCACGCCUUAUGUGUGCCGCAUCUGACGAGACUAAGCGGGCACUGGACGUGGUUCGUAGUGACGCUCCAUUGAGCUACCGUGUGUUGGAAGUCCUGCGCUUUCGACGCCGUGAGCUGUGCACGGGCUUUGAAUGUUGCUUGAGUGACCUUAAGGAAUGGUUUUCGCUUGCAAUGCUGUUGGAUGAACCUGAUACCUUUCAGUUUGCGAUGCAGUACGCGCAGGAGUUGGGACCAUGCUCGCGGAAGGAGUUGGGGGAUUGUGUUUUUGUAAAUACAUCGAGCGCUGAAUCUCUCUGGCAUGCGCUGCUUGGUGUGCGUGCACCUGUAGAUUAUUUGGUUCCCUUUGACUUCCGCUGCUACGGUCUUAUUCUAGAUGACUUGAUUGCCAUGGGAGAUGAGCUGCCGCAUUCGACAUUAAUUCAAUCAGUGCAAUCUGACGUGACGCUUCCGAUGCGUGAGCUUCACGCGGAGUGGCUGCUUAAUGUCAGUAUGGCGACCAAUUUACGGUUGGAGACGUUUUUUCUCGCGGUGGCGAUUCUGGACCGUUACUUGUCCAGGGUGGCGAUACGGCGGGGGCUGCUGCACCUUGUGGGCUGUGCGGCCCUCUUGUUGGCAUCCAAGCACGAGGAGAUUUUUCCGGUCCCACUCCAGACGUUGGUGCGUCACGGCAAGGGUCAAUUUACGGUGGACAUGUUGGUCGCUACAGAGUGCAAACUGUUUGAGCUUGUUGGCUUUGACGUGGUGAUUCCAACUCUCAGUGCAGUGGGCAUGGGGGUUCUUCUGCCGCAAGACCCCCCUCCAAGUGAGGCGCAACGCAACUGCCUUCUUUACAUCCUUGCCACCCUGGCCAUUCGCACUCACUAUCGACAGUACAGACUCUCCUCACUUGCUGCCGCGGCUGUUUAUUUGAGUCGUGUGUGCUUCAGCAUUCCAACCGGACGCGCGUGUGAGGAAGUGUUGUCGCUACUACCUGUCAUUGGGGCUGCCCUGUGCCGCAACUCGACUGUAGGCGCCGGUGGCGUCCACGAUAUUUUUUCUAGAAGCAAAUACAACAACGUGAGUCACCUGCAACUCUCCGAGCUGACAAGAACUGGGCUGCAGGAGGCCAUGUAA
Molecule: messenger RNA, 1398 nt
Organism: Trypanosoma rangeli
Lineage: Eukaryota; Euglenozoa; Kinetoplastea; Trypanosomatida; Trypanosomatidae
Product: mitotic cyclin
Exons: 1
Coding region: 1-1398 (465 amino acids)
Biological process (GO): mitotic cell cycle phase transition; regulation of cyclin-dependent protein serine/threonine kinase activity
Cellular component (GO): cyclin-dependent protein kinase holoenzyme complex; cytoplasm; centrosome
Molecular function (GO): cyclin-dependent protein serine/threonine kinase regulator activity
Source: RefSeq, a predicted model, not a curated record